Messenger RNA from Cylicocyclus nassatus, 1863 nucleotides. The record is from the annotation of a GenBank genome assembly. NCBI's taxonomy places the organism in Eukaryota, Metazoa, Nematoda, Chromadorea, Rhabditida, Strongylidae.
GUGGAUCGAGUGGAUCAAGCGGGCCUAAUGAUCAAAGCAUGGUGUGUGCCUUGAUCAAAAGACGUUGCAGAUGGCUACUCAAGAUGGAGAAGGUCAAACACCUGAGGUGAAUCUAUUAUGGAAACAUAAUCGAAAAUUGCUGUUCGACUGCCUUGAUGCCCUGGAUGGAGAGAAAACGAUAGUAUGGGAUAGAAGUCUUAUGCAGAGAGUGAAUUUGUUUGCUGGUCCGUCAGUGCUGAAACUGCACGGCGUUGUCAGCAAUCUUGCUUUGGACCAAUUUCGUCCUCCUGAUACUCCACAUGUGGUAUUCUUUUUGGCACCAACACUGGCAGCUGUUGAUCAUUUGUGCGAAUAUAUCGAUAAAGCAAAAGCAGAUACGAAAACUCUUUUUGAAGUCUUCUUUAUCCCUGAAGCUUGGUAUGUAGCUCGCGAAAAACUGAAGGAGCGCAAUGGAGGAAAGUACUGGGAACGCUUAGAAUCUGUUCGAGAACUGCCGCUGACUUGGUUACCACGCGACGGAGACACCUUGUCGUUGGCGGAUCACGAACUGCCAUCUAGAUUGCUCAUAAAUGGAGAUUGGACACAUUUACAUCGCUGUGCUGUUGCCAUCCAUCAAUUGCUGACCUUAUGCCCACAAACAGUUCCUAUCUAUAGUCGCGGAAAAUGGGCCCAGGAUAUUGCGCGCAUGGUGCAAAAAAUGGGACCCGCUGAUGUGGAUCAGCAGUCUCCACCACUACAACUAAAUCGGCUAGUAAUAAUUGAUCGGUGGGUUGAUCCACUCACACCAUUACUACAUCAGCUCACCUACGCUGGGAUCUUAGAUGAGAUGUAUGGUGUUGGCAUGGUCGGCUCAAUAAAGGUACCUCUGGGAGAGUUUGAAAACAAUGAAAACACGGAUCCAUUUGCUUUGAAAGAGAUACAUCUCAACGAUGAAUUGUUUCUUCGAUUGAAACAGGUGCAUAUCAACGCAAUCGGAUAUGAGCUAGCGAAAAUACUUGGUGAAAUCAAAGAAGAUGAACAGUUUGACCGGGAUCGAAUGUCUGUAGCAGAAUAUCAAGUGUUGGUGAAGAAAAUGCCUCAAAUUCUCCUUCGAAAGAAGCUGUGUGGUGUCCACAUGCGACUUGCCGAAAUGGCUCGUGCCCAACUUUACGAUGUAUUUGCGGACUACAUCAAGGUUGAAAAAGAGCUGCUUGAAUCGGCAAGCAACGAUAAAAUUCAUCCAUUUAUCGAAGACACUAUUGUUAUGGGAGAUGAUGUAAAUGCGGCUCUUCGCUUAAUUGCUAUACACGCACUCGCUGCAAAUGGUCUCAAACCGGCUACUUUACACCAGUAUAGGAGGAUGGUCAUGCAGUCAUUCGGAGUUGAAGCUUUGAACAAACUCCUGAAACUGCAAAAAAUGGGUGUCGUCCGAGAACGCGGUGGCAGCGGCAAACUGAAUGCUGACUACGUCCCAGUAAUGUUCUCGCAUAUGAAGAAGCAGUACAAUCUACUAGCCGAAAACGUUUCUGAGACGAACACAUCCGACUCUGCCUAUGCCUACAGCGGUUAUGCUCCUCUUCUUGUUAGGAUACUGGAAGAAGGUGAUCGAGUCCGAUGGGCAGGAUGGCACAAAACAUUUGAUGGCACUGUUGGCGGUGACGAUCGAACGGCCAUAUUCAUCGUAGGUGGUGUAACACGCGCGGAACUUGCCGGAAUCAAACUCAUGCCAAACAUUUGCCUAACGCUCACAUCCUCAAUCGUGACUGGUAACAAAUUGCUGGAUUGUAUAACGCAAAUUUGACCACUAUGAAAUAAUCUGAUGAGUCAUGAAUUCGAAUUCAUAUCUGUGAUCCACAAUUUUAUCAGAACAUAAAUAGAUUCAUA